CAAUCUUAUUCUUCCUCAAAUCAUUAUUUAUAGGUUUUUCUGGUUUCAGUUUGAUUUCAAUUUUUUGAAUCUUCGAGUCGAUAUUCGUCAGUAAAUCCACAAAAUCCGCUAGGUUUUCUCUAUUUCAGCACACAUCCGACUGUUUUUCGCAAGUUAUAAAUUGAUUGCUCCUUCUCAUCAAGUGAUUUAUAAAGUUUAAAUUAAAUCAGCAAUAGGAAAUGGUCAAAAGGAGCAAGUAUGGAUCAUUUUAAUGUGCAACAGGUACCAUGUCUCAGUGUUUAGAGGGGGUCAGACACUUAUUUGCUUCCCUGCUACACUGCUGUGAUCUUGAGCUGUAUAAACAAUCAAGAGGCCUUGAAGAUCCUGAAAUUCUAGCCAGAGAGACAGUGUUUAGUGUAAGUGAAAUUGAGGCACUUUAUGAGUUAUUUAAGAAGAUAAGCAGUGCAGUCAUUGAUGAUGGGCUAAUUAAUAAGGAGGAGUUCCAGCUGGCAUUGUUUAAGACGAAUAAAAAAGAAAGCUUGUUUGCCGAUCGGGUGUUUGACCUGUUUGACACGAAGCAUAAUGGAAUCCUGGGUUUCGAGGAGUUCGCUCGUGCACUCUCAGUAUUUCAUCCUAAUGCCCCUGUUGAUGAUAAAAUUGAAUUUUCCUUUCAGCUUUAUGACCUCAAGCAGCAAGGUUUCAUAGAGAGGCAAGAGGUAAAGCAAAUGGUGGUAGCUACCCUUGCUGAGUCAGGCAUGAAUCUUUCAGAUGAUGUCAUCGAAAGCAUCAUCGACAAGACAUUUGAGGAAGCCGAUACAAAACAUGAUGGGAAGAUCGACAAAGAAGAAUGGAGGAGUCUUGUACUGCGACAUCCAUCCCUUUUAAAAAAUAUGACGCUUCAGUAUCUCAAGGAUAUCACGACAACGUUUCCAAGCUUCGUUUUUCACUCGAGAGUAGAGGAUACGUAACCAAUUGAGAACGUAGUCGGAGAUUUGUGUGUUUUUAUUGUGGUUUUGUUCUCACAAGCAGAGGUGAGUUUGUGGAUAAACUUUUGGUUUUUGAAUGAUUUGAUUGUGACCGCCAUUCUAUCAAAGUAUAUUAUGUUUAUAAGACACCUUUAUUAUUAGACUAUGAUUAUUGAAUAAGAAUUAUUGUUGGCAGCACA
Helianthus annuus (common sunflower) is the source of this 1144-nucleotide messenger RNA. RefSeq names its product calcineurin B-like protein 2. Gene Ontology annotation, molecular function: calcium ion binding; kinase binding. Bases 267 to 947 code for a protein of 226 amino acids. Gene Ontology annotation, biological process: calcium-mediated signaling. NCBI's taxonomy places the organism in Eukaryota, Viridiplantae, Streptophyta, Magnoliopsida, Asterales, Asteraceae. The transcript is spliced from 10 exons. The record is from RefSeq and is a predicted model, not a curated record.